Prorocentrum cordatum is the source of this 1095-nucleotide messenger RNA. The record is from the annotation of a GenBank genome assembly. NCBI's taxonomy places the organism in Eukaryota, Dinophyceae, Prorocentrales, Prorocentraceae.
AGGCAGAAUCACUCGCGAGGAUGCCGAGGCGAUGGAGGCGAUGGACCUCGCGAGCGGCGCGCUCGCCGAGGGCGGCCUGCGGAAGUGGCCGCCGAGGCUGCGGCUGCGCGACGAGGUCUGGACCGAGCUCACGCUGGGGAGUAUGCGGGCCGAGAGCCUCGAGCUCGCGGAGGAGAACCUGGCUCUGCACAGCGGUCUAGUGGUGGUGGCUUCCUGGAACCACUUCGACCGCCUCUGGCCGCUCUUCGAGUGGGCCAUCUUCUGCGCCGCCCGCGGCCCGGAGCGAGUGCAGCUUGCCGCCGUGGGCAUGCCCGGGCCCGCUGUGGUGGAGUACCAGCGCGCCCUCCGCCGCCUGGGGGUCGCGGCCGCGGAGUGCCGGGACCCGCGGGACAGGCCCCUGCUGCUGGCGAAGCUCGAGCGGGCCUUCCCGAGCUGCAGGCCCCACGAGGAGAAGACCUACGGCUGCGCCAAGUGGACGAGGCCCGCCGCCGGGAGGCCGAAGGAACUGCUGGUCCGGAACGGCGUCCAGACGGGGCCGCUGCCCGAGAUCCACCGCGAGCGCCUCGUGGACUGGCGGCCCCUGGAGCGCUACGUGCGGGCGACAGCCAUCGGGGUGUUCGCGCGGGAGGCGGCCCUGAACGCGUCAGAAGACGGGAAGGAGCGUUCCGACUGGGGCAACCUCGCGGAGGAGCUGGAGCUCUUCGAGCUCCGGGACGCGCUGAAGGACUGCCGGCCUUGGCUCUGGCACCGGCACGUGGCCCAGGAGCAAGACGAGGCGGCCCAGGAGGCGAGCUUCAAGGCCGUGGUGGAGGACUGGUGGCGCGCCGCGGUGCUGCCAGUGCUGCGCGAGGAGCUCGCGCGCGUGCGUGGCGGCACCGCGUGAGGCCGCGGCGGCAGCGGCGGCCCACGAGGCGUUUUGCCGCUGGGCUCCUGGAUGCCGCUGCUGCCCCCCCGAGCUCUCCCCGGCGGAGCUCGUCUCGGACUCAGCCCCCCGGUCGUGGGGGGCAGCGCGCCCCGCCCCCCUCGCGCGGGGGGCCCGCCCCGCCGAGCGGGGCUCGGGCCUCCGCGCGGCCGCGGGGGCGGGCGCGGGGCGGC